AUCGAGGCCGAGACCGCGUCACAUUGGGCGCCGUCCUGUAAGGUUCCCGGGCUAGCAUGACGAUCCUCUACGCGCUGGUUGCGCGCGGCAACACGGUGCUCGCGGAGUACACCUUCACGUCGGGCAACUUUCCGACGAUCACGCGCGUGCUCCUGGGCAAGAUCCCCGAGCAGGAUGGCAAGAUGAGCUACGUCUACGACCAGUACGUCUUCCACUACGUCGUCGAGAACAAGAUGACGUUCCUCUGCAUGGCCGACGAGUCCUUCAAGCGGCGCGUGCCCUUCGCGUUCCUCGACGACGUGAAGAACCGUUUUUUCGCGACCUACGGCGACAAGGGCCAGGCGGCGAUCGCGUUCGCGUACAACGAGGACUUCGGGCGGACGAUCCAGAAGCAGCUCGAGUUCUACAACGGGCCCCAGGCGGACCAGUUCGCGACGGUGCACAAGAAGCUCGACGACGUCAAGAACGUCAUGGUCCAGAACAUCGAGAUGGUCCUCGAGCGCGGCGAGAAGCUCGAGCUCCUCGUCGACAAGUCGGAGCAGCUCCAGCUCGACUCCUUCCGCUUCCAGAAGAGCUCGAAGAAGCUCAGGCAGGCCAUGUUCUGGAAGAAGGUCAAAAUCUACAUGCUCAUCGCCUGCGUCGUCCUCGUCCUCCUGUACAUCUUCCUCGCGGUCCUCUGCGGGCCCACGUUCGAGAAGUGCGGCAACAAGGACAAGAAGUAGGCGCGCCGCCGCCCUCGUCGCGCGGGCGCGCCGCGUAGCGGACGUUCCCGAGG
Aureococcus anophagefferens is the source of this 775-nucleotide messenger RNA. RefSeq lists its product as hypothetical. The record is from RefSeq and is a predicted model, not a curated record. The transcript is spliced from 3 exons. Gene Ontology annotation, biological process: vesicle-mediated transport. Gene Ontology annotation, cellular component: membrane. NCBI's taxonomy places the organism in Eukaryota, Pelagophyceae, Pelagomonadales, Pelagomonadaceae. The coding region runs from base 57 to 722 and encodes 221 amino acids.